Ectocarpus sp. CCAP 1310/34 is the source of this 558-nucleotide messenger RNA. Lineage: Eukaryota; Phaeophyceae; Ectocarpales; Ectocarpaceae. The record is from the annotation of a GenBank genome assembly.
AUGUUAAAGAAGACCGUGCAAGGGGGGGAUACAGGGGUAGCAACUUUGCGAGGUUUCCGAAAGCAGAGGGGGUGCGUAAACCACGUAUUCACGGUAGGGAGAAUAAUCCAAGGUAGAAAGAGGGCGGGAAAGCCGACGUACUGCUUCUUCCUGGACGUGAAAAAGGCAUACGACACCGUGUGGAGAAAUGGGUUGUGGAAACAACUGUCCAAAUACGGGAUCAAGGGGAAAAUGUGGAGAGUGCUGAAGAAGAUGACAGAGUGUACGAAAAGCGCGGUCAUGCUAGACGGAGAACUGUCAAAAUUCUUCGACAUUGAGCAGGGGGUCCCACAAGGUUGCACGCUGUCCCCAACAUUGUUCCAGGUGUUCAUCAACGAUCUGUUGGAAGUCGUAGAGGCAGUCCGGAAGGGAGAGAAAGUAGGGGAAACGGAAACGUCAAUUUCAGGAAUGCUGUUUGCGGAUGAUUUUGUCGGUAUGUCGGACACCCCUGAGGGACUGCAACUGCAAAUUGACGCGGCGAAGAAGUUUACUGAUAAGUGGAGAUUGUCUGCCAACGUU